Messenger RNA from Lymnaea stagnalis (great pond snail), 38494 nucleotides. The record is from the annotation of a GenBank genome assembly. NCBI's taxonomy places the organism in Eukaryota, Metazoa, Mollusca, Gastropoda, Lymnaeidae.
GGUGUUGAUUAUCUGACCUAUGCGUGGAUGAAUGUUGACUGAUUGUCUACAGCUUUUGUUGAUCUGUGUUUAAAUAUAUAUAUUAUAAGUUUAUGCGGUCAAAACACUCAGGUAUUAUGGAGGAUUUGAGUCUUAGUUGUGAACAUUUCUCAAUUUUAAUGCUCAUGUCACUUUAGGCUAUUUCUCUAAGAAAUCAAAGCUUUCAGUUGUUCCUGUCUGCCCCUCCCCCUUUUUUUGCUUUUCAAUCAAUUGGGAUUCUGAUUGUCCCAUACAACCCCACAAUUCAGACCAACUCCAUAAAUUAUUAAUUUUUCGAACAUAGAACUAAUAAGCUUUUAUUAAAGUCACUAAUAAUUAUUUAGGUCUGGACUUCCAAAUUUUCAUGAUUCUACUCUAACUCAAACUCGCUAAUGAUAAUAAUUUACUUUAUCUCAGUAAAUUUUGGGUUUAAGGUAUGGGUUUUUGCCUAAGCACAGUGACGUCACUUUGGGGAAUCCCAACACUGGACUUCGGGUGAAUAGACCUAUCAAUUGUAGGAACCAAACGAUGUGUGUGAUAACAUUCCUGUUCUUUACUGAGCAUUACUCGCGUCAUAAAUGAUACGGCUAAUAUGAAGUAUAUUAAAAUGAAAUUUGUAUUAAAAUUCAACUUGCACGUUUCAAAAGAAAGGAAAAAAGAAUAACAUCCUUGCUGAUAUUCCAAGACUUAACACCGGGGGGAAAAAAGACGCACGCCAAAAGUAAUGUAUUUUGAAUAGUUGAAAAUCGAAACACCUGUAUGUUAAAACUUCGGUAACAAAAAAGAGACUACUGCUUAAAUUGCAUUUCGAAUUAUCUUCUAGGUACUGGGGAAGGGAGGGCCCCCUCCCCACUUUAAAAACCCAAAUAAUAAACAAAGAAAUCCUAGACCCCUCUCCCAAUUUCAAAAAUAAAAAAUAAAUAAAUAAGAAAACAAAAACUUGCAUUAUGUGAAUACAAACAUUGAAAUCUUUUUAUUAUGGUGCUGUAGAUGGAAGUUGACCUGGGGGAACCUCUGUGACCUAUAUACCUUGGAACACAUCGCCAGCCUUACCGCUAACCCAAAAUCAACCCUAUAUCUCAUACUAGUCAUACUCAUAUCAUCGACAAACCAACCAAAUGUUUAAAAGUGACUCCAAUAAAAUAACUGUCUAUGUGUGAUUAUGAUGCUCAGCAUGUCUUUGAAAUGGAUGUCUCAUUUGCUAUCUGCACUGCAGUCAAAAUUAUAAAAUUUUGUAUUAUACACCCUGAAGAAGAAUUGAUUAUAAAAUGUAAAAGAAAAUUUAUGUCCCAUCUGCCAUCAUAGUAUAGACUGUGAACAGUCUAUUAGACAAUAUAAAAUAUAUUAUGAUAUAGGCUUAACUAACUAACACACAUACUCUGGUGAAAGUCUGAGAUUACUCUUUUAUGACCCCGGCUAGUAAACUGGCUACCAGCUCCAUCUGCUGAGCUGAGCCAUACAACAUUUUCCUCACAAAGGGUUCUCCAACCAUACUGGCUUCCCCCGGGACAUCCGGUAAGGGACAUUUGGUCAACAGGUGCGCUAGUGUCUCCAGGACCAGGCUGCUAUGCCGGCAGGUAGGAUCCCUGUUGUUGUACUGUCCAGCCGCCAGAAGUAUGGGGCAAUGCUCUGUACGCAUUUGCGACACCAAGCUCUGCUGUCUGCGGCCUAACCCUCACCAUGGGUCUUGUUUGCUAAGAGUGGGCAAAUUUGAAAAGACGCCUCUGGCGGUCGUCUUGUCUGCCCAUUGCCUGUACCAUUCAUCCUGAAGUGGUUUCCAGCCAUGUAUUUAUUCCCAAAUAAGUUAUUGGCCUAACUAUGGAGGGAAUGGGGUGGUUGAGCUAUUUAAAAUGUUACAAAAUAAUUUUUGCUGGGACAUAAAUUUCAUGGUGAGCAAAGUUACUUCAUUGUAACCCUUUCGAUGUGAGGCAAGAAGUGUCAACAACUUGCUGUCACCCCCUUCCUUCGCAUAAUUUGUUCUGGUACAUGCACCUUUCCCUCAACUAAAACACGCGUGCUGCUACAGUUACACACUGUGGUAAGAAAACUGUAAAAAUGAAGAGAAAAAAAAUAAUAAUAAUUUUAAAAUAAUGAAAACCCAACUUACAGUAUCAUAGAAUACACACUUUUACAAACUUUUUUUCAGGUUCUUCAAGAAAGAAAAUCCAAAAGUUGUCAGAAAAUCAAUACAAUACAAUACUUUAUCCCUUUUCUAAAAUUUCGGAAAAUGUAUAUAUUAUAAUUACACAACUAUUGAAAUUUUGUUUUAAAACGUUCCGUUGUUGUGUUAAAAAAUAAGUUAAGUCUUGUAACAACACAAGCAUAAACAAAAGGGAGAGAAUCCUACACAGACACACAUCAUGGUGCUGAUUGCCGAAAUUGACAAAUGAUUUAAUUGAAAUUAAAUACUGAUAGACCUACAUUAAUGUCAUUACAUAAUUAUUAUAAAAUUAGAGGCCCACCCCAAAUACUAAAGAAAAUUAUUGUCGGUAUGCUACAUUUAUGCUUAUUAUAAAUUGCUUAUAUUUAUAUAAAUUAUAAUACAAUAGCAGUGAUACCCAAAAUGGUGGUCCAAGGAGUGGGACUUAUAUUUUAUCAACAUACUCCCAGUUGUUAGUCAGUAAAAGAUGAACUAUUUAAGCAGAUUUAAAAUUACAAUAAAUAAUUUGGGCACUGGUGCUAGUAAUUCUAAAAUAAGGCUUAUUCAUAAUAUUCUUGGACCAUACAACAAUAAGAAUACUACCAACUAAGCUAGUCAUUAGUGGUUACUAUGCAAGUAAAGCAAGCUUCAUAAACGGCAAUUACACUUCAAGAAAUAAGAUUAUUCUCAAUUUAAUAAGAAACACUAUUAAUAUUGAUUGCAUAUCUUUCGAACAUUUUGAAAAAUUAUCUUUAACCUGAAAACGAUGAAAUCUGGCAAUUUUUUAAGUAUUUAUAAAUUUAAUAAAUUAUCUUUGUGAAGGCUCCUGCAUGUUGCUUUCUUUGAGAACUGAACCAAAAUACAAGCUUAAGCAAGAAAACUUUUAAAAUUUUAAAUAUACACAAUAGUGAAUUUUAUUAAUAAUUACAUACAUCAAUUUAUAUGCAAGACUGUAUGAUUAUGAAAGUAGAAGUUGUUCAAUUUUUAGUACAUUUAAAUAUAAAAUAAAUAAUUUACUUUUGAUAAAUAUAUUGAUAAUUAUAAAGAUACUUACCAACAUAAUGUCAAUUAUUUAAACAGGGUUCUUCUUCUUCUAUAUAUUAAGGGCCCACAAUCAAUUUAUUGAUCAUUUUGGCUCCUAUGCAUGUGGAAGGGAUUUGCAAUGUUUCUGUGCCUGGUGUUGAUGAGGGUAUUUCACUGACUGCAUGUGUCUAGUGUUGUCGCCUCAACUGUUCCUUUUGAAAGCUUGUUCUAGUCCCUGAUUGUCCUAUGCAGGAAUGAGCAGUUCCUAUGCUGGUUUCUUGCUGGUAUGAGCCAGAAUUGCCUGUCAUGGCCUCAUCGCUGUCUAUGGGGGAGCCAAUGGGGCAAUUUUAGGAACCGAACGAUGUGUGUGAUAACAUUCCUGUUCUUUACUGAGAAUUACUCGCGUGAUAAAUGAUACGGUUAAUACUGCCAGCAGUUAAGACCUUAAUUCACAUUUUUUUCUACACACUAAGUAUAUUCUAUUCAUUAUCUCAUCUCGUAUUCCUUGCAACUUUCAAAAUAUCCAUAAUUUAGCAUGUCUUUACUAAAUGAGUUACAUAAUGCAACUUUUAUCUGUUUUAAUGAAGCAUAUGAGGAUUAAUAUUUGGCAGUUUUCAAAACGAUUUAUUUGUUUCGUUUAGGAUUAUGAUGUACAAUUUAAUAUAAAUAAUAUGUAAUAUUAGUAAAUUAGUUUGUGUCAUUUCAUUAGCAUUUUACUCACUAUCUGAUAACAAUAAAACAUACAUUUAAAAAAAUAUAUAUAACGGUAUGAUGUUUUUACAAAAAUGCAUCAUUGAAUUUAUUGAUUAGCCAAAUCAACAUUUUAAUGAUCAAAUAUGAGCUGGUACUCUUAGCUGGCCAUCUAAAGGUUUUUAAUCAUAAGAAUUUAAAUCAACUAUGAAACCAGUUUUUCUUGUUCCAAUUUUGCCAGACACUGGACAAUAUAAGCGGCAAUCAUGAGCUUGACCUCUGAACUGUUGGAGCUCAGUCAACACUUGCAGCAGGAACACCUGUUUGUGUCAACUGAGCGGGAGCAGCUGCAGCGAUUGUAUCUCAAUGUGACUCUUUUGUCAGAGAGGUUAUUUCACAAUGCUUGGAUCGCCAGGCAACAGAAGGUUAAUCUCCAACAGUAUUUGGAUCAAGGAACCAAUGCAGGAGAAAGUCUAGAGGUCAGUUUGUGGAAGUCCCCCUUUUUUAAAACUCUUUUGGCAAAAUUGUUCAUCACAUUUGGAAGCAAAUAAAAUAGAGGCUAUAACAAAAGAUACUGCUCAAUUAAAUUUCAGUUUUGUUUCAUAAUUCCUUAUAAAAAUGAUUUUUUAAAUUGUUAACUGGUAGUAUACAGCCUAUUUGUGUAAAACAGUGUGAUGUGUCAAGAUGGCCAAUUGCUUCUGAUUUCAGAUAAAUAUUUUUGACCAUACUAGUGAUCAUUAUAGGUUUUAGUUAGUGUUAUUUCAUCCCCAACAAAUGUUGCUUUAUAUUGCCAACUAGUCAUUUCCAACAGACUACUUUAAUCAAUCAAAGCUAGUGACCACUCUUGGCAAGAUUUGUAACCCAUACAUCUUGGUUAAGAGGCAGGAAAUGUUACCAUUGCAACAUAGUGUCUUUCAUUCCCUUGACAUAAGUUUUGCUUCACUACAGCCAAUGUGUCAGUGCCGUAUUAUUUGAACUAAAGUAGCGAUAUACGAGAUCGCCAUGCCCCAAGUGGCAAAGGAAAACAUUAACUUACAAAUGAGAGUCAGUUUAGCUAUGAAGCUGCUAAAUUGUUACCCACUCUUUACUUUUGUUAAAGUAUUGGAUCAACGUAUUCAUAAAACUGGUUUCAAUUAAGAACUAUCUUAAGGAUUUUAAUAGUAGGUUAAUUGUAUUUAUUUUUUUUCAAACCUUUUAUUUCUAGGUUUACAGUACCAAUAAUCAGCUGGAAGAAACAAAUUUUGUGGAUUCUUAUAAAGUAUUCAGCUACCAUGACACCAAGUAUGGAGACCUUCUCAAGUUUUUAUAUGAGAACCCCCAUGUACUGGCAUCACUUAUAUGUGUGGCUGAAAAUCUUGGUGGUCUCAAUGUUCCUAGAAUGAUUAGCCUGACAGUGACCUCCAUCUACGGGAACUGUAUCUUCCAGGAAGAUGAACAGGCAGUACUUCGUCUUCUGAAAACACUGCUGGACACUCAGGUGGCCAGUGAUGAGAAUCCCAGGAGGCUUAUCCGCCGCCAGAACAUGUCAUUUUCUCUAGUGUACAAACACCUUUGCGAGAGUUUAUUCUCAGCCAGGCUUUUUCUAACGGCCGCCCUCUAUGACCCCAUCAUGAGACUCCUGAUGGAGGACGAGUGGUUCUUUGACAUAGACCCAGACAAGGCUGUGGUCAGAUUUCCCGCCAAUGAGAAACGGCGGAGGUUUGGGGAGCCCGGCACCGAAGAAAACACCCAGAAGCAAGCUCAGUACCGCUCUUACAUUGUUGACAAACUGGUCUUUUUGGCUGUGAGGUUUAUUAAUAGCAUCAAAGCAAAUAUUCACUGUUUCCCACCCAGUUUAGGAUGGUUGGUGUCACAGGUUGGUAUCUCCAUGUUUUCUGGUGCACACACAUUUCAGUCAUGCUGAUUUUAUAGUUGGUUACUUAUUAUUUCACAGUUUUGACUUAUACAUUUUUUUAGUAAAGAUGGGGGAUACUUGGUUACACUGUUCAUUUAUUUGGUAGGUAUCAAUCAAGAUAGUCAUUCUAUGUCAACAAAUUCAUUAUUAUAUUGAAGAUCGCCUUUGUCACAAUUUACCCAUUGCAGUUAAGAGAUAACAAUUACUCUGCCCUACAGGUAUAUCGUGUUCUUACUGAGAGAGGUAAGGUCACCAUGCAGGAGGUGAGGGCCAGCUGUGCUGACCUGGUGUUUGCACUGUUCAUUUGUCCAGCUAUCUGUGAUCCAGAACCACAUGGUAUCACAUCCGAUGUCCCUAUAAGCCACAUCGCCCGUCAUAACUUGAUGCAGGUAAAAGCAUUAAAUUGGUUAAAUUCCAUGCUUUUUAAAAUAUAUACCAAUCAAAGCAGUGUUUCUGAAACCUUUAACCUUGCCAUACAUAUUUCUUAAACCCUAUAUCGGGCUCACUCAACACCAAAAGAGUUUCUUUUAACAAAAGGAAUUGAAAAAACAACAAAAUUUUUAAGUAUCGAUGUGCAAUGUGAAAGGACCAUUGCCCAAAUCUGGUGCAGUAAUUUAAUUAAUGAAAUUGCAAAUAGGUAAAAAAUUAAUGCAGAUGACUGAGUAUAUCAGACUACUGCAUUUAUGAAUACUUUGUUACUUAAGAAGUACAUUUUCUUUUUGUUUGCAAAAAAACAUUUGUUCAAAUGAAAAAAAGAUUCAGGCCUGUAGAUGGAUAGCUUGGAAUGAAAUUAUUUUGCUUUAAGAGUGGGUUGUAAGUUAAUACUCAUGUAUGUUUGUAAGUUAAAUGAAGUGCCAAGUGUAGCACAUCUUUUAAAUUUAAUUUCAUUUUAACAUCUCUCUUCAGAUGGCACAAAUCAUUCAAGUACUUGCCAUAUCUCAGUGGGAAGAAAUAGAUCCAAAAGUACGAGAUCUCUAUGGGAGAUUUGAAAAGGUUGGUGUUGAUGCACAAUUGUUAGAACCUUUAUGUCGUCACUCUGGUCACAGGCUUUUGAAAUGUCUGGCUGCUUUCAUUCUCUGUCAGAAAGUCUUUAGAACCAUUUUUUUUCCCCCUUUAAUCAGUAUGGGUCUAAAUCCAUUUAAAGUCAGGAGUGUUCUGUGUAGUAUCUAAAAAUAUUAAAAUUUAAGCUAAAAAAAAAAGCAAUUGGGUUUGUGUAUCAUAGACCUCAAGGGAAUAUCUUAUGAUAUUGCUUAUUGUUGCAAGCUUUCACAUGUGUUUUACUGUGUUAAAUUAAGAUAGGCAUCGGGGGGGGGGGGAUUUAUUACCAAUUGAUAUCGUAAAAAUGGACAGAAAUUGUAUGUUAGGAAAAUGAUAAUUGGUGUUAUUGAACAAUUAUUAUUCAGGCAAUUUUUUUAAUAUUUUUUUUUUAUUAAAUAAUUUGUAUAGAUGUUUCUCCUCUGGAAAAAAAAACCAAUAGUGCUUUUGGUUAGAUUAAUGAGUCACCAACAACUUGUGUCAAUAUAACACUAUUGGUUAAGCUGCCCUUACGUACAAGAUUUAUGUAUUUACAAAAGCUCCCCUCGGGAUGUUUAGUUCAGCUCUGCUGUUGUGACAAUUUUUUUUUUUACAGAGGUCAAUGUUUUUUAUCUAUUGAUAUUUUAUUUGGACUCUGUACACUUGUCCCAGGGUUGCAUGUCUUCUGUCCUGGACUUAUUUCUGGAGGGCCCAUGGGAAGAUAUCACAGAGCAAGUGACAGCGGUCAGUCAGGCCCAGGGUACCGGUGCCAAGAGGUCAGCUGUUCUCCUGAUGUCUGGGGAUGUCAGACAGAUGGUCAGUAUCUUAUGAAGCUUGUUUUUCUUUGUCACCAGACUGGUAUCACUAAAAGAACUUUUUAUAUAUCUCAUUCUGAACAUGGUUCCUUUUGUGAACGUGUAUUUACAAAACUUUGUUAAAGUUCUGCUGUAUUUGCUUCCACAAUUUUGUAACACUGCUUUCCCUCCCUGUAUGAUAUUGCUUCUUUGUGCUAUUUAUCUUCGGCAAAAUGCUUAGGCUUUUCAACUCAAUGUUUUCCUCUUUUUUUUUUAAACCUUAACAAUUAAGCAACACACAUGCAGUGAUGAAAGUUUUUACCUAAUGCUGCUUGUCAUUAGAUCGGCUUCCUGAAAAAUACAACUGGUCACCUUGAUGACAAAACUCCUGACAAGAAACAUCUGGAGCAGCUGUUGUCAAUACUGCCAGCAGAUAUGCCCCCUUCCGCACAGGAUAAUUUGUCACUUCCAGGGGGGUCAGGGGUCAUCACACCAUCACCUGGUCCUCUGUCAGCAGGCAUUAUUUCGGGAGACUCUCCAGGCACACCUACGUCUGAAAGGAAGCUGUUUAAAUCCAAAGGUGGGUACUGAUGGGUGGCCAGCAUUUGAAUUUCAUGAUGUCCUAUCUAGUUAUUAAUUGGCUGUUCGUACUAGUGUACGGUAACAAUUUAGGCUGUACACCUGCUUACAGACCGGCCAUUGUGUACUUUAUAAGGAUUAUACUAAUACUAAAAGUAAUAAUUAAACUGAAUAAUAGAACCACAAAAUAUGUACAUUUCUCAAUUUAACACAUCAGAUGAUAAAUGAAGCAUCACAUACAUACAUUUGUAAGUUCAAAGUAUCAAAGGUUAAAAUGAAGAAACCCAUAUAGGCCUCUGAAAGUUUCUCUCCACAGUUUGGAGCCCAGGAUUUUCAUCUACUGUCUUUUGUGUUCUUAAAAUGUUUUUCUUGCUUUUUCAAAGCUUUGUGUGUAUUUAUUUUUUUCAUUCAUACAGGACAGAAGAAGAAAAAGUCUGUGACUACUGCCCCUGUGUUGGAUGACUUACUGCCUGAAGGCAGCGAGAGUGACAGCAAACAAAAGACCUCUGGAGAUGUCUUGGUCAUCUCAAUCUAUCCUCCGGGAGACUGCCCUGGCAUGCUGUUGGAGAAAAAGGUGAUUGUUGGACAUACUGACUCAAUAAAAAUCUAUCAUGAAUUAAGUAAAGCAUUAGGAAUUUAAGGCCACCUAGUCCCAUUGUCCACUUCUUUCAUGACACAAAAGUGCAUGAAUGUUAUGUCAACUUAACAUCUAGAUAUUUAAACAGGCUCUAAUCUGUCUCAUUAUCACAGAUCUACUUUUACAUCUAUGUCAAGUGAUCUACUUUGAUGCCAUUGUCCAGUGAUCUUCUUAGUUGUCAUUGUCAUGUGAUCUACACUGAGCGGGCUCACUUCUUGAAUCUUUCAUGAUUCUGAUCUUUUAUAUGAAAUAAUUUUGAUAGGAAUUUUGUUGGCCUUUGAAGGCUGGAGGGUGAUCUAAAUAUAAUUAUCCAUGCUAAAUGACCUCCAGGUUUUAUCAUCUGUUUCUGAAGUAGAGGCCAAGAAGAGCUGCCCGCUGCCACCACCCUCGUCAGACUCCACCACCACCGCACCCCCGCAGGCUGCCCCCAACCCAGAGAUCCAGGAGAAAAGGACUCGUUUUUCACUCUCCCAUGACCAGGAAUCUAUUGGUAUGUCAACAAUAAAAAUUAUUUGUGUCAACUAAUGUGAUGGAACCUUAACCUUAAGAUGUUAAUUAAGCUUAAACUGCAAAAGCUGCUUCACAAUACUAUGCUGUGUCAAGUGUUUAAAAAAACACUAUCUAAAGGUAAUGAAAUACAACAAAUUUUAAACUAAGAUAUAAACAUCUCUGAGAAAUGGUGAGUUCUUUAAAGUCAAUAAUUUGUAUACUCAUAAACACAUUAUGAAUUUGAAGUUAAAUAAAAAAUAAAAUAAUUUAAAACAAAACUUUUCUAUUCUGGUGAUGUCUAGGCAAUGCAAGUGAUUAUCAAGAAGUUAUUUCAGAGGCGGCCUCAAGCCAUUCUGUUGAAGAUGAAAAUGAGCUAGAAACAGACAAUUUCUCCGAUAUGAUGUCGGCCAAUGUGAGCGGGCGGGGCUCCCCCUCGAUCAGCGGUAGGGACACGCCUCUGUCGCAGGCUGGUAGUGUUGAGGAGAACCCAGCAGGUACCUGUAGAUAUUGAUCCUGUUCUGUCUGACUUGGCCCAUGCUGAACAUUGAUUGUUGCUAAUGAAGUGAUGGGUGGAGAUAUGGGUUUUUAAUAUAUUUAGAGUUUUGUUCUGUGGUGACAGCAGGAGAACUGUGUCUUUUUGGAUGUCCCCAAGAAAUGGAUGUCUUAUAGUAAGCUUUCUUCCAGGUCAUUACUUUAAACCCCUGAGAUUGCUACCUUUUUGGACUUUAUCAUAUUAAACCGAUGUCUAGAAAUAAAGGAUGCAUUUUGUAUUGUAUUUGCUGAUUUUAUUUUAAUUUUGUAGCUUUUUUUUUUUGUUUUUUUUUUGUUCAAAUCUUAAUUUAAUAAGAUAAGGAUAAGUCAGAGUUGCAUUUAAGUGGCUUUCUCAUGUUUAUCAUCUGAUUCUUUGCUUGUCUUUAGACAGAGGCUUUCUGCAGAUGAUUUCAUGACUUUGAUGAUACAUUUUCAUCUUUAUAUCAUUUAAAUCGCAUUCCACCUUUUUUUCUUCUUUUUUUUCUCUGUUCCAAAAUUUCAAGUCUCUAAGAAAUGAACAAAAAUUAAUAACAACUUUUGCAGUGAAUAUUGAAAUAUUUUUUUUUUAUGCUUGAUCCUAGCAUACAUAGCCAAAAUGUUUUUUCUCUUUUCAAUUUGAAUAGUUCGUGGCAUUUUUAUAGACUUGUUUUUGCCUGUCAUUGGUUAUGUUUCUUUUCUUUAUUUGAAAUUUGUGAAUCAUUAAAAUCUUCCGUUCUUUUUUCUUUUCCGUACUGAUUAUUCAAUGAUCAUGUUAAAUCUGUUGUCUUGAAGCCCCACAACUCCCUGUGCCGGUACCAGAGACUGUCAGAAAGGAAAACAGAGUGGAUGUUACUGACAGAUUCGGCAAGUUUGAAAUCAAGGCUGAGCUUGCCAUGGAGAGUGAGUUUCAAAAUACAGCAUGCGCUAAAACUAGCAGCACCGUAACUCCUCAGCGCGUACUCGCGUUUGUCAACUGGGCGCAGGUCCAGCUGCCACGUGACCAUGGAAGUGAAAACGAUUAAAUUUUUGACAGUUGUUGUUGGAAAUGGGUCUUACCAGGGUGUGUGGAAAAAAGUAUUAAUAGCUGAGGAAUAGUUUUGUUCAUACUUAAGUGAAGUUGAAUGGAGACUGUGUUUGAAAAAAAUGUGGAAGAACAGUUCCAAAUAAUCCUCUACGUACAAGCAAAAAUUGUGCUCUCUAAAAUUUUGUUCCUCCAUUGUGAUACCCCAUUUCCAAAAACAACUGCCUAACACAACAUCCUUGACACAACCCAGGAAACACUUGGCAGAUGGAACACCGUCAGCAAAGGCACGUGCGCGUUCAAAAUGUGGAGUUUCAGUACUGUUACUUUUGGUGCAUACUGCGUUUGCAUGUUGUGACUAUGUCAUCUUAACUUUCUAUGAGGUUUGUUUCACCUCAACUUAUUUGAUCCUUGAAACUGUGCUUGUGUGAGUAACAGGAAAGCAGCUCAUGUUGUGAUCAUCCAUAUGUCAUUACCUUGAUGAGAGUUCUCUCUAAGCUCCAAUUUAACACCCUAUUGUAUGCAUGUUGUAGAGAGGUCAUAACGGAAAUAAACAUACAUUUUUGAAGCUUCAAAAAUCCUAAUUAUUUCCUAGGAAUUCAGUUGUAAAAAAAAAUAAUUAAAAUAUAUGUCCAAAUUAAGAGUUUAAACAAAACAUGGAAUUGUUGUUUUUUUUAGGGUUAACUGUUACUUCUCUGUCUCUUUGAUAGGAGAUGAAUGUAAGUCCACUGUCAGCGAUACUUGGAGUACUGACGUCUUGGCCAGUGAUUCUGAGCCACCUGAACAGAACCAAGUGGACAGGCUGGAAGAAGUGGCUGAAGAAAUCUCUAGGCCUCUGCUGUUAGGCUCUGAGGUAAAGUUGUUCAAUAUGCAUAGAUGAAAGGUUGGACUGAUUGGCAGUUGUGUGAGAAAGCUUGGACUUAUUGGCUCUGAGGUAACAUUGUUUUAUUUGUGUGUAUGAUGUGCUGGACUGAUAGCCUCUGAGGUAACAUUGACUGAUUGGCUCUGAGGUAACAUUGUUUUAUUUGUGUGUAUGAUGUGCUGGACUGAUAGCCUCUGAGGUAACAUUGACUGAUUGGCUCUGAGGUAACAUUGUUCUAUUUGUGUGGCUAAUUUGCUCGGAGUUAACAUUGUUAAGUUUGUGUGUAUGAUGUGCUGGACUGAUAGCCUCUGAGGUAACAUUGGUGAAUUCUAGUCGAAGAAAUUUUGUGAAUCAAUAUGGCAUUUUGUCAUGUGAUCUUUUUAUUUAAUAAUUGUUAUCAAGUUUCCCAUGUGAUUUUGGUAUUUAAUAAUUGUUAUGAAUUUGCCAUGCGAUCAAUUAUUAAAUGUCUUAUCUCUCAUCAGCCCAUCUCAGAAAUAUCAGAAACGGCGAGUGAUGCCUGGAGUACAGAUGUUCUUGCAAGCGACACAGAUGAAAAACACUCAGAACUUUUGAAAGAUCUUGAACAGGUAUGUCUUACAUGUCAAUAUCUGCCAUGUAUUUUUUGCAUUGUUAUACCUCUUGUCAGGCCUACACCCUGGUCUUAAUCAUGAUCAGUCUUUAUUUUGAUGCUGCGCCAUUGACAUUACAAUAUCAAUACCUCUAUUGUAUUUAAUAAGCCGCACCAAGGCCCCACUGACAACUUUUAAGAAAUUAACAAAUCAUUUUAUAACACUGCUGACAGCACACAGGUUCUCCUCCUGUCUAACAUUAACUUUUACCAACAAAAAAAAAUCAAUGGUCAUUUAAACAAAAUUGCACACACUUAAUUCUAAUUCCUGGCACUUACACUGACCUGUUGAAGAGGUAUUGCUCAAUCCUUGCAUGACUCUUUAGAUCAUGUUUACUGGCCACUAUUGCAAGGGAUCAGAUAUCUAUUAUUAUUAUUAUUCAUUGGUGGUUGCACUUUUUUUUGGACAUUCAACCCUUUAAGUGGUGGUACAAUUUUUAAAUUAUUUUUAAUACACGUGUGUAUGGGAAAUUAAGCUAACAGACUGUUGCCUCCCUCCCCCAGGAUCUGAUCAGUGGUGAUCACAAUGAAGUGGACGGCUCAAUCGGCAAUGAUGAAGGUGACUGAAGACUACUAAGAUUGUUUUCCAUAUACUUGACUUCUGUAGGCUAAAAUUCUUUUAAACAGAAACAUUGAGAAAACAUGCUAAUUGUUUUUUGCACCCUAUUUUAAAAAAAGUAAAAAUUGACAAAACUGUUUAAAGUCUUCGAAAUGUAAAUUUUGAAUUAUAAAAAUUAUUUGUUUAAUAUUUAAAUCAAUUCUUUGAAAUGCAGUUUUUAAACUGUAAGAAUGUUUAUUUGAUAUAUAUCUGAUUUUUAUUUUUUGCUCUGUAAAAAAUGUGAAAAAGUUAAUACACAAUUUUUUACCAGAGUCAUGCAAUCAUUUAAAGGAACAUUAAAAAAAAAAAAAAGUAUUAAAUUUCAGGAGCUACUUUCCGAGUCAUGUUUUCAACUUCAUGAUGUGUCCAUUUUUUACCACAGUUGAUGACCAGUUAGAUAUGGACCAACUUGGAGCCGCUGGUGGGGGCAGGAGCAACCUUACACCUCAGCACUCGUCUGACAGCGGUGACAUCUUCUCCUAUGCCUUCUUGGAAGGAGCAGCAAAAUGCAGUGAGGAAAAUGAAAAAUCAGGCAACGGGAAAAAAAUAUCCUCCAUUGUUCACCACUUUCAGUCAGGCCCCAAUCUUCAGCUGCCCACCAUUCAUCGCCUCCCUUCUCAAUCUUUGAAGCAUGCCGAGGGCAGGGUGACGUCUGUGUUGAGCACAUUCGAAAGUGCCUCUCAUAAUGCAUCCCAGGCCACAUCGAGUGCAGCAUUUCAAUCUUCUGGGGCUAGAAGUAAAACCGGCAAGGAGCGAAGAGGCAGCCAUGGUGCAGGGGACGAUGGCUUCAAUGAAUUCGACCCACUGGCUUCAGGGGGAAGUGGUGCUGGUGGACAUAGAAAAAGUAAAGACAGAUGGCCCUGGAACAAAAGCAGCCGCAACAGCUCUGAGCAGCUGGCCUCAAGUCUGCCAGCAGCUGUUGACUCGCAGGCUUACCAGAAUGAUUUGCCGGCACCCACGCCUCCCACGUCAGAUCGAUGUGGUCGGACAUCAUCUCGGGAUUCAGGGAUUGACAUAUGGGUCAACACGAAUGGUCAGAUGUCGGGGAGCUCAUCUCGGUCAGCGGCGGCAGCAUUAAUGAAUGCCAGGUCCUCCCUGGACUCCAGUACUAAACAUCCGCAUGCCCCUCCCCUGCCCGGCCGGUCAUCACUUGACUCAAAUCUCCAGCGAUUGAACUCAAUAGGGGGAAUACCUGGCAUGGCUUCAACCCCUGAUUCUGGGCUUCAUUCUACUUACAUAUCUCCCAAUUCAUCCUUAGACAACAGCACGCCACCUUUAGAGAUGGACAACCCAUUGUUCCAUAUGAAUAAUUCUUCUUUGAAUAAAAAUAAACAAAGUGUGAACACUGACCUUAUGUUCACAGGUGAACCACAAACCACCAGCACGGUCACAUCUAUGAACAACGAAGAUUCACUUUCAUUAACGGAUUCAGUUAGUGGUAACGAGAGUGGUGUCCGGGACUCAGAAGGAGGGAAAUAUAAGAAUCGUAAGUCGCGGAGGAGCACCCCACAAAUUGAGGUGACGGACAUCUUCAAGACAAUAUCCAUCAUAGAGAAUGAGGGUGACGGAGAGGACCAGGAGGAUGCGGAGGUUGCGAACAUCGGGGAGCAGCAAAUUUCCAAUCUGAAUGAGCGGAGAAUGUCGUCAGCAUUAAUAGAGCCUUUUGACCCAUUUUCAUCCACAUCGGAUGACCUGGUGACGCCCAGCCUGAAGGACUCUACCAUUAGGUUUAAGGACCCCGUCAGUAGAACUCGAGAAGGUUCAGUAUCGAAGGGUGCGGGACUUGCGGCCAAACCUGGUGGGCUACCAUCGGCAGGUGAUGACAGGAAAAGGCUAGAACCUGAGGCGUCUGGUCGGCCCCGAAAAGACAGCACGGGGAGCACUGUGUCAGGAUCCUCUUUGAAGUUUGCAUGUGAUGUCCCUGGAAAAGAACCAGCCCCUGACAGUGUGUCCAUAGUGUCAGAAGAUAAGGUGAGUUUAUUCUUUGAGAAAUGUUUUUUCCUGGUUUCUCUGUUAGGGCAUUUUAACCCUUUCGUUACCCACAACGUCGAAGCGACGUCAUAAUGACCCACUUUCAAUUACAAAGGACGUCACACUGCCGUCAUAACAAAGAGGCAAAGAUCUUUUCUGAAAUACCAAGGACGUAGCGUGGACGUCAUAUUUCAAUGCUAUAUAUUUAUUUAUUAAUUAAUGUAUAGAGAAGUUCAUACGCGGAAUACUGGAAAUAACUUCAUAAGUUUUUUAUUGCCGUUUCAGCGAAAACAAUGCCUAAACCAGUGGUAAUGAAAGGGUUAAGAGCAGACAGGAAUGAGGUUUCUGUUGCUAAUUUUAAUCUUUUUCAAGGAACUGGUCCCAUCUGUCAUCAAUCAUUUUAAAUUUACAAAUUAAGAUUUGGUAACAUUUGAUCCGGCAUAAAUUCAGCCUGUUGUGCUCUUGAUAACAUUUUUGAAUGAGUCAUCCAAAAGAAUGAAUGUAACAGUCAGUUUUGCCAGAUUAAUGCCCGCCCCCCCCCCCCCCCCCCCCGCCCCCCCACCCACCCCCCCCCGGCAAGCCAUAUCUGGUCUGUGUGUCAUAGUUUUAGGACCCCAGUGGGAAACUUUUCAGUAAAUAGAUUCAUAAGGACUUGGUGUAUGAACUCUUGUAACAUGCAUUUAGAUUGCAUAGGCAGACAUGAACAAACACACCUGACAUUGCGUAUAUCAAUAAGAAAGUGAAAAAAACAUUAAAACAUACACUUUUUGCCACAAAAUGACAGCAAGCGAAGCCUUUGUACAGUCAGUAAGAAAGCAUUAAAAUAUGACCUACAUUUAUUGUCCAGAGAUUGGAGCUAUAAUAGUUUUAUUUGCCUAGCAUUGCAAUAUCACAUAGUGCAUUUAAGGAAGGCAUACCUUGAUACAAAAACACAUUAUUGUGUUCCAAAAGUCGACAAAAUGGAUUUCAUAAGAUUUUUGGGAAAAUUUAAAUUUGGAAUUGAGUCAUGGGCUCUGUAUUUAGAUGUGAAUUUAGUUUUUAGUUAGAGCUCUGUAGAUAGUUGUGAAGUUAGUAUUUAACUAGAGCUCUGUAGAUAGUUGUGAAUUUAGUAUUUAGUUAGAGCUCUGUAGGUAAUGGGAAUGAGCAACCAAUAAAGACAAUAUAUAUAGAUAAUUAUGAUUAAGUGUUAAGAAUAGCUACUCUGCUGUACUGAAGAGUCUAUGCCACCCAAUUUUUUGGCUUUACUUUGAGAAGGGCUCUGUAGACAGGUGUUAAAAUUAAUUUACUUUGCAGAUGUGAAACAUUAGUCACCAGUUCAAGAAACAUGGUUGCACUUUUUUUGCUUGAGACCAUUAAAUUAAUUAUAGAAAUGUCCAGCUAAAAUAAAUAUGAUUUCUUCUGAUAUUUUUAAACAUUUUUCAUUUCUUCACAAUGCUUUUUAACCCUGUAGUGAAAUUUAUUUUACAUUAGAACAUAAUAGACACAUUUUUAGUCAGUUUUUUGAUGUCACCAUUACUGCACAAGACUGUUGUUGUUUUUUUUGCAUUGGACUGUUUUAUGCACAGCAAAGCCAAUGUUUUCUGCAUGGAUUGAAUACAAAACUAUUUACUUAGUGUUAUAGAGCCUCUAUUGCUUAAUUAGGGUCACUCAAGCUUGCUUUCAUCAUCAAUUAUGAUGUCUUUUAGAUGGCUAAUAGCUAAAAACAGGCCUGCACUGCUCAAACUGUAAGGCAGACCGUAAUAUUUCAUGAAAAACGUGUGCGGGCUGAAAGAAAAUAGGACAGGGGGAAAGCUAUUUAGAAAAUAAUAAUAAAGAAUAUUUCGUUACUUUGCGGGCCACAAAGUGGGAGCUGGCGGGCCGUAUGCUGUGCAGGCCUGGCUAAGAAUAUCAUGCGUCUGCAAAGCUGUUAAAUUGGGGUGUCAGCCACUCCCCCAGUGACUCUUGAAGUAUUAUUUUAUAAGUGUUGGUGGGUGCCUAUUUUUCUCGUUACUCACUAUUGCUUUUUUUUAAAGUCGUUACUAUAAUUUUUUUUAACGAGAUAUUCAAUACAUUAUUGCAAAAACUUUGAUCUGCCAGUUGUGUAGAAUCCUGUUGAUACAGGGCUUUCUGGUAAUGAUCAUUUAACUGAUUCUCACGCCUUGCACAUACGUAAAAUACGCAUAUUUUAAGCUUACAUUUUGAAAGCAUCCAGCUGAAUCGAUCAGCUUUUUUUAUUGCGGUAGGAGAUAGUUUUCUAAAUAUUCUACUGGAUAUGUGAUGGAACAUUUUACAAAAUGUGGCAAGAUUUUUGGCUUGUUGGCUUGUGCUGUGCAUCAUUUCUACUGCAACUUAUCAUGUCAUAAGACAAAAACCGUAUUCUUAUUGUACAUCACAAGUUGACACAACUGUUCAAACGAGCAUUAAUGUUUGCAUGUAAUUCUGCACCUCAUGGGCAGCAAUUACUUUGCUAUUCUUUAUCCAUUCUCUGCACCUCAUGGGCAGCAAUUACUUUGCUAUUCUUUAUCCAUUCUCUGCACCUCAUGGGCAGCAAUUACUUUGCUAUUCUUUAUCCAUUCUCUGCACCUCAUGGGCAGCAAUUACUUUGCUAUUCUUUAUCCAUUCUCUGCACCUCAGCUCGGCCUUAGUAAGGAAGAUGAAAAGAAUAAAAACAAUUACCCUAAGUCUGUUUUAUUAUUUGAUGGUUUUUACACUCCUGCAAUUUGUUCUGCACUGCCUGCUGACACACGUUUGGUUCACACUGAUAAGAAGGGUGAAUUCUCUAACACAAUCUCAAUGUAGUUUGUCUGUGAAGUCAGGCAGGAAGCGGGACUCAUUGCCCUGUGCAGACGAACCUCUCUUCCAAGCAGGGCAAGCCAAGAGUUGUCUAAAAUGGUUUUGUCCAGGCGUCUAUCACAAUUAGUAAGUAAGCAUGCUCCUCGCACACCUCAUGUGUUUACCGAAGCUUUGCUCAUGGUUCUCCCAUUUCAGAAGUUUUUGUCAAACUUGACCCUUGGCCUCAUCCGUGGCGUCAUGUUCCCCUUGUCUAUUGACACUUUGGACAGAGCUAAAUUAUACUUCAAGUUCCGUCUCCUUAAUUAGCAUGAUCAGCGUACCGUUGGGCCAUCGGUGGGGAAAAUGUUGGAUGGCCUUCAGUUGGGAAAUGUUGGAUGGCCACCCAUGUUGAGCUUGACCCCAUUACACUUUGUCUUUCAAGGAAAUCUUACAUUCAGGUGUUUUUUCUUCUUCUUCCGAUGACUUGAAGAACUGUGUGAAGGCAUGUUCUUUUUAAAAUCAUCCUGGGAAGCACAUUUUCACAACUUUCUCAACAUCUAACUUAAUAGAAACACAUUUUCUGGCAUUAUCUCUCAGUCUCCAUUCUGAUUUUCAUAAUUGUUAGGUCCAAGAAGUUUGUCAAGAACUCUUCAUUUGAUUUCACGGUCUUGUGUGCCAACGAUUGCCUUACUUUUGUAAGCUACAAUAGACCUUGUUUUUCCCAACCUUUUCUAUACUCUGCACCAACUACUAAUCAUUUCACUAGUCUUGCACCCUCUAUUAAUUGCUUUACUAAGUCUUGCAACCCCUGCAAAAGGGUCAGUCCAUUUUAAAAGUGAACGUGUAUAGAAUGUCUUCUUUUUUUUUUUUUUUUUUUUUAAUCGCAAAUAGAACUGUAAAACUUAAAAAAAUAAACUUGUUACUUGAAAAAGAUUAAUGAAGAAAUUUUUUAAUUAUACCAACAUUUAUAUCAUAGCUAGAAAGAGCACCCUCUAUUAAUUGCUUUACUAAGUCUUGCAACCCCUGCAAAAGGGUCAGUCCAUUUUAAAAGUGAACGUGUAUAGAAUGUCUUCUUUUUUUUUUUUUUGAAUCGCAAAUAGAACUGUAGAACUUAAAAAAAUAAACUUGUGACUUGAAAAAGAUUAAUGAAGAAAUGUUUUAAGUAUACCAACAUUUAUAUCAUAGCUAGAAAGCUAAUGUCUCUUCUGUUCUUAAAUCCCGUUUUUUUUCUCAACCCCUCCCCACACCCAACCCCCAACUUCUCAAAUGUCAUAGCCCUUGUUGGGACACCCUGCCCUACUGGAUAAUCCCUUAUUCUGGAUUGAGUUGCUUAAUUGAAUCUCACUUUCUAAUCACUGCAGUGAUCACCCCAGAUGGUUUGCAGCUUACAUGGCUUAGAUCCACAUGCAGUUGUAUCUUUUCUGGAUGCUCUGCCAUAUCUUGAAAAUCUUUUUAGUGGGGCUGGUCUUCUGCAUUCAGUUUGCCUUAAACGGGGGGGGGGGGGAUUUGAGAAUGGAUCAGCGGUGGCUCUCCAGGACAAAAAAACAACUACAUAGAAAUAAAGGGGAAUAUUACAUUCUUCUAAGUAUUUUAGUGGGGCUGGUCUUCUGCAUUCAGUUUGCCUUAAACGGGGGGGGGGGGGAUUUGAGAAUGGAUCAGCGGUGGCUCUCCAGGACAAAAAAACAACUACAUAGGAAUAAAGGGGAAUAUUACAUUCUUCUAAGUUUUUGCUGAAUCCACUUUUGGACUCGCUAUUGGAUGUUGUUUCUAUGUUAAUCACCAAAGAUCUCAACCUAUUUCAUUAAUUAAUGUCUUUGAGCUUUUUAUUUGAAUUGACAUUCUCCAGCCAUUUUCGUUUGGGAGCCAUGUUUACUACAAGAUGGCUACAUGUGCACAACAAAUGCAAAAGGAUUGUGCAUUUUUUUUUUAGGAAUACCUUUCCAGAGCCUUUGAAUUUCCCUAGUUGCUUACAAGGGAGAGAAGAGUUGUAGUUUCUGCUACUCAAAAACACACCAUAACGUGUUUGGUCUCAUUGGAAUUCAAUGUCUGAUACAGUUGCUUACUUUUUUGGUCUCAUUGGAAUUCAAUGUCUGGUACUGUUGCUUACUUGUUUGGUCUCAUUGGAAUUCAAUGUCUGGUAGCUUGUGUCGUGCUAAAUCAUAUUUAUUAAUGAUUUGAAGGACCAAAACAUAGAUUUUUUUUUCUUUUCUUAUUAAGAAUGGAAAACAUUGGCUUUCACAUCAGUGAUUCAUGUUUAAGGGAUCGCCAUGAGGUAGGUAAGACAUUGGAAUCGUUGAGGACAUCUUCACCGACUCAACGUCUUCACUGGAAGUGGCCAACACUUAAACCACCAAUGUGUCUUUGUUAGUUGUUUUGUUUCUAUCUUGAGUGAGAAGUUGUGAUUAAAAUGUGUCUGGCAGUUGCAUCUGCCUGACAAGAACCUUGUUUAAACUUGUUUGCCUUGUUCUCUCCACUCUGCAGGAUUUUACUGACGGAGAAAGACAGAAGAAGUCUGGAGGUGGGGGGUUUCUCCGCAACAUGAAGGACAAAAUCCACAGAGGUGCGUUUGUAGGGAACAGCCCAAACCAAACUGUGCUAAUGUUCAGACUCUGCUAACAGCUGUCCAUAUAUUCUGAAAGAGAAUAAUUUGUCUAGUUAUGUGUUAGAAAUUGUGUUUAAUGUAUUGAGGCUUUUGUUUUAUUUAAUAAUUAAAAACAAGAUGGCAAGGUUUGAUUUUUUUUUUUUAAAUACAGAGGAAAUUGGCAAUGGUAUCAAUGUAAGAACAAGAAACACUGGUAAUGGUGUAUUGUUUCAAAUAACAAAUAAAUAGGUUUCAAUGGUUACAUGAAUAGUGUUGAACUGUUGGUCCUUUUGUUGGUUAAAGAUAUUAAUGAUAAGUUGUAUGAAGGAAGUUAUAGUUAUUCACUUCUCUUUAAUGUUGGUGGAAAGGGUAAAUAUUUAUGAAGUAGAUGUUUGGAAUGGGUAGGGGUGGCAGGCUGGGUAUGGGGGGGUGAGUAUGCAUGUGGAGUUGUUAGAGGUGAAAGUUUGGUGAGUUGGGGGAAGGAGUUUGCUUGUGGAGUGGGUAGGGGUGGCAAGUUGGGGAGGGAGUAUGUAUGUGGAGUGGGUAGGGGUGACAAGUUGGGGAUUUGGGGGAGUGAGUAGGUACCUGGAUUGAGUAAGGGUGGCAGGUUGGGGGGGGGGGAAGUGGGGAAAAGUCUCCACAGAUCCUGUAUGAAUAUAUUGAUAGAAUGUCCUGUAAUAAUUCUUUCAUUUAGAGCACUAGAUAUAUAACUGAAUGUUACUUUUCAUAUCAUUGACAGGAAUCAAGAGGAAAAAUACAAAGUUUGAUAAAGAUCUAGGUAAGGAUCUUGUUUUCACUGGUCUGCCAGCUGGCAAAUUUGUCCUAAGCUCAUAAAUGUAUAAUUACAUCAUCAGAUAUCUCUUUAUAUAGUUUUAUCUGGCAUAUUAUUAGUUAAAUGUAAUAAUCUAGUUGAUAAGUCCCAACCAGUGCUGCUUGAAUGCCUUCAAGUUGAAUGUGUUGAUAAGUCCCAACCAGUGCUACAAGAGUUCCUUUUAGUUGAAUGUGUUGAUAAGUCCCAACCAGUGCUACUUGAAUGUCUUUAAGUUGAAUGUGUUGAUAAGUCCCAACCAGUGCUACUUGAAUGUCUUUAAGUUGAAUGUGUUGAUAAGUCCCAACCAGUGCUACAAGAGUGCCCGAGGUUGAACGUGUUGAUAAGUCCCAACCAGUGCUACAAGAGUGCCCGAGGUUGAACGUGUUGAUAAGUCCCAGCCAGUGCUACAAGAGAGCCUUUUAGUUGUAUAUUACUCUCUCGAACACACAAGAUAGUUUGUCCUCACUAGCCAAUGCACUUAAGAUAUGCACUUUUGAUGUGCUAAGCCCUUCAACACAAAACUUUUGAGGACCUCUGAGCUAGUUAAUCCCAAAUUAACAAUACCAAUAGAAAUAAAUGUACUGUGUCAAAUUGAAAAAAAAAAAGAUAAAUGCUGAAUCUGACAGGUGUUAAAUAAUUUUAUUACGUGCGCAUAAACAAUAAAUUAGCUGCUACACAUUUAACGACACUUACUGCUAUCAGUAGAGUUGUUAAAGAAGCACAUGUUUUUGAACCUUAUUUUGAACAGACGCAGCAGAAGCUGAUGGCUCACCCAAGCAGGCGCCUCAAGGUGCAAGCAGCAAAGACUCAUCUUCUUUACCACACCAGGGUAAGCUAUUUGCCAGACAAGGAGCUAUUUGUUGUAUAUUCCUGUGUGAGAGAUGGAUCCCUUUUCAAUUGUGAUAGUGGUCAGAAAAUGACGUUAUUUAUUUAAAAAAAAAUUAAUUAUACCCCAACAGCAGCCUGUGAAAUACAUACUAGUAUUGAGCCACUAAAUCCCAGAAGUGAGCCAGCAGUUAUCGGUAUUGAGAUGGUUGAAAGGUAAAGAAGGCUGUGCAAAUAGACAAAUGGUUGACAAAUGGAGACCAACCCAUAGAAUAAAACAAAUCAAUACUCAUGGCCUCUGAAAUUGAAGAGAAGCAACACCCUACCAGACAGAGAAGACUUGCAAAUACGACCUUAAGACCUAUAUCCAAACCAACAUUUACAAAUGGCAUAUAUCAAAACAGAUCAAAUCGAAAAGAAAGAAAAUUACAGGCUGCCUACACACAAUGAUAGCUGCAGAAAAAUCCAUCGCAUUACAUGUAAGGCUAUGGUGUAUGAAUAGAGUACCCAGACCAAUCAUGUGACUAACCUGCAACCCUUGUGGGACAAUGCCUUACAUGUAAGGCUAUGGUGUAUGAAUAGAGUACCCAGACCGAUCAUGUGACUAACCUGCAACCCUUGUGGGACAAUCUGCAGUAAUUGUGCAGCAGAAGUGACUGUUAUUGAAGCAGCGCUACAUCUCCUGUCUGGAAUCUUCACAGUUUAUCCCAGCAAACAAAGUAAUGUUACAUUCUCCAAUUGCAAAUCAAUACUUCAGGCAGCUGAGCACCAAGAUCUCACAACAAUAACAGUAAAAUAACUACUUCAUGCAGCUGAGCACCAAGAUCUCACAACAAUAACAGUAAAAUAACUACUUCAUGCAGCUGAGCACCAAGAUCUCACAACAAUAACAGUAAAAUAACUACUUCAUGCAGCUGAGCACCAAGAUCUCACAACAAUAACAGUAAAAUAACUACUUCAGGCAGCUGAGCACCAAGAUCUCACAACAAUAACAGUAAAAUAACUACUUCUGAAAAUAAACACCUUCCUAGAAACCUAUGCAGUCAAGCUAACUUUACAAUUUACACCAGGACACCACAAUAUACCAGGACACCACAAUAUACCAGGACACCACAAGACACCACAAGACACCAGGACACCACAAUAUACCAGGACACCACAAUACACCAGGACACCACAAUAUACCAGGACACCACAAUACACCAGGACACCACAAUAUACCAGGACACCACAAUAUACCAGGACACCACAAUAUACCAGGACACCACAAUAUACCAGGACACCACAAUAUACCAGGACACCACAAUAUACCAGGACACCACAAUAUACCAGGAAAUGAAAGAGCAGACAAACUAGCAGAACAGGGAGCAUAAAAGGAUCAGCCAAACAUACCUACAUCACUCAACACAGCCGAACAUACCUAAAUCACUCAACACAGCCAAACAUACCUACAUCACUCAACACAGCCGAACAUAUCUACAUCACUCAACACAGCCAAACAUACCUACAUCACUCAUUAUAGCCAAACAUACCUACAUCACUCAACACAGCCAAACAUACCUGCAUCACUCAACACAGCCAAACAUACCUACAUCACUCAACACAGCCGAACAUACCUACAUUACUCAACACAGCCAAACAUACCUACAUCACUGAACACAGCCAAACAUACCUACAUCACUCAACACAGCCGAACAUACCUACAUCACUCAACACAGCCAAACAUACCUACAUCACUCAACAAGCCAAACACCUACAUCACUCAACACAGCCGAACAUACCUACAUCACUCAACACAGCCGAGCAGAUGAUCAGAGCUAACAAAAAAUGAAGAGUGGUUAAAUGGAUGGGCUUUGGGCUCAAUAGGAAGAUGUGUUUUCACCCACAUACCCAGCCCAGAUCCUAAAGAUCCAAUAAACUGCCUCCAGAGACAUGAACAGAUCAUAAUCUUUCGCCUGCACACAUGAUAUAUACAACUUAACCACAUAAAACCAGAUUAAAAACCAAUGUGCCCCCUAUGCAAACAUUCAACUGACACAGUAACACACCACCUCUUCCACUGCCCAGCACUUCAAGACUUACGCCUAAACUAUCUACCCAAAAUACCAGACUGCACCAACACCCCAAAUGCCCAAAAAGGACAGCUGCUAAGAGUGUGUCAAUUCUUCAACCCUGCCAAACGGCACAUGCCCCAUUGGCCACUGGAUCUGAAUGAUGAUGAUAGCAAUGAUGUAAUGUUUUACUUUAAUCAAGCUUGUGGAAUAAAUGCUAAUUUGUCAUUGCUGAUGUUGUUAUGCUUAAAUGCGAAAUGGGAAUAUCUUGUGAUGCAAUUUUUAAAUAGCCCUCAAGUCUUUUAAAACCUCAAUGAAAAUUCGAAGUAAUUUAAUGCUUCUCAGAGUACGUUUGUUCUUUGCUUCUCAGAGUACGUUUGUUCUUUGCUUCCAAUUAAUUUGACAACAACCUUAAAACAAAGACAAACCUCACUUAUCUUCCAGAAUCUACUGAUGACAUUUUGGCAAAGUAUCGCACACCCAAAAAAGCUCCGGCGAAACCUGGCAACAGCAACAACAGCAAUAACAACAACACAUCGUCGGUCAACAACAACAGCGGUGUCAAUCGACCAGACUCUGUUGACGGUGCAGCGACGGGCGGACGGGGGAGCGUGGCUUGUGGAAAUGAUGGCCAGGCUGUUCUCGACGAUGCCGGGCCACAGUUUCUGGACCCCAACAACCUAGAAACUUGCCCGGCCUUCAUGGAUGCAAAAAAGAAGCUGCGGCUCGUGUUGAGCAUGGGAGAUGUGUACUUUGGGAUUGGCCAGGUGAGUGCCGGUGUUUGGUGGAGGCUAAUUGUUGGCCAGGUGAGUGCCGGUGGUUGGUGGAGGUUUAAUUGUUGGCCAGGUGAGUGCCGGUGGUGAUGGAGGCUAAUUGUUGGCCAGGUGAGUGCCGGUGGUUGGUGGAGGUUUAAUUGUUGGGCAGGUGAGUGCUGAGGGUGAUAGAGGCUAAUUGUUGGCCAGGUGAGUGCCGGUGGUGAUGGAGGCUGAUUGUUGGCGAGGUGAGUGCCGGAGGUGAGGGCCGGAGGUUGGUGGAGGUUUAAGUGUUGGCCAGGUGAGUGCCGGUGGUGAUGGAGGCUAAUUGUUGGCCAGGUGAGUGCCGGUGGUUGGUGGAGGUUUAAUUGUUGGGCAGGUGAGUGCUGAUGGUGAUAGAGGCUAAUUGUUGGCCAGGUGAGUGCCGGUGGUGAUGGAGGCUAAUUGUUGGCCAGGUGAGUGCCGGUGGUGAUGGAGGCUAAUUGUUGGGUAGGUGCAGGUGAAUUGUCGGGGCUGGAGUUGCAGGAUGAUGGGUCAUGGUAGAGUCAUGCUCCAGUAGAGUUGGGAAUGACCAGUAUAGUUGGGAGUAACCAGUAGAGCUUGUAUUUGGGAAUACUAGACCUGUUUACCCUCCAACUCUUCAAAUCGUACAAUAUCCUCACAAAAUUGUUCCAUACAUUAUCUGAGUAGUAAGAAAAACAUACGGUAUAAAUAAUAUUUAGGCCUCAAAAUCGUAUAUUGUACGCCCAAAUCGUAAGAGUAAACAGGUCUGGAAUACCAUUUAGAGUUGAGCAUAACAGUGGUAGAGUUCCACCACCAAUGUUCCCUAUAAGGUUUGCUGUUUCGUGUGCAAAAUCAUACAGUUGUGUGCAAAGUUUUACAGCUUCAAUUUUUUUGUGUGCAAAAUUCUACAGCCCACUCACAUGGAAAUUUGCUGCGCGGUACUCAAAACUGCUGCCCGGUACUCAAAACUGCUGCGCGGCGUCUGUGAAAUAGCUGCGCGGCGGGGCAGCCUAAAGGGAACAUUGUCCACCACUAGUCAUUGAUUUUAGUGUUAGGGCAGGUCAUUGCUGACCAUUUCAGGGAACAUAUCCUGUGUCUUUUUCCUCUACUGCUGAUUGGCUUCUGGCAUAUAAAACAAAGAACUAACCUCUACUUCUCAAGCUUAGAAGGCUUGUAUGAAAAAGGAACUCUUGAAUUUUUAUUUUGUGUUCAACUUUAAAGCCAAUGUUUUUAAAUGUUUUUCUGGCUGCUGAUUUGAAAGUACCAACCUUGUUUGCAAAAAUUCAUAAAAUAUAUUGCAGGAUAUUGGAAAUUUUGGGUUGGUGGUGGCAUGGUGCAGUAUAACCAUGUUUGUUCUUCAGAUCUUAUCACUGGGUCUUUGACAUGCAUUAUGGUGGUUGUAAGACAGUGUACACUCAUCACCCUCUAUUGCGCUAUCUUCGAAACCUUUUAAAUUAGUCUGUCCAACCAUUUCUUUUAUACGGGAUUCCCCUCCAGCAGCCCCUACAUUCCCUGAAAUGUGAUUGUUGUCUGGGGAUUCUGGGCCAUGGAAGAUUUAGCCAGCAGUUUCUAUAGUAUUGAUUAAUUUAUUGAUUAAACACAAACAUUAGUUCUGCCUUAUGUUUAUGUGCUUGUUAUGUCCAGGUUCAGUCCAGCAGUCCGAGGGACGGCUUCUCAAUACGGGAGAAUGAGCUGAUCAACAUCCUCAACGCCCAGCUGGCCGAGGCCAUCAACCUGCAGAACAAGGACCUGGUGGCCCAGCUGUACGAGGUCAUUAGGUGCAUCAAGAUGUUUGAUGGUGAUGGGUGAGUUUGGAUGAGCUCCCUUUUGUGUCCUUAAUUCGCAGGAUCUAUUUUAGUUAUGGUAAUUUUUGUAUGUAUUUCCUUCCUAGCUUGAAGAUAAUUUAUUCAAACACUUGGUUUAAUCUUCAGAAAAUAUGAAUGUGUCAAAGGAUUUAAAAAAACAACAAUAGCAACAAAAAGCAACCAAAAAAAUUAACAUUUGAGGGCAAAACUAUGUCACUCUAAUGUGUACAGUUUGAUCUAUUGCACGGCUUAAAUACUUACUUAUGCCUUUUACCCAGCCUGCGGCAUAGGUCAUCUAAAAAAGGGGAUUUCCAUUCAUCUGGGUCCUGUGCUUUCCUUUCCAGGUACUUCCUGGUAUAUCCCAUAUUUUUUGUGUCUGCCUGGUGUCUCCGUGUAUUCUUAGGCCUUCCUGUCGUCCUUUUGUUCUUCCUUUGGAUUUUGAGGGAUUGCCUGGGGGAUUAUUAUCUGGUGUGCCCUAGCCACCUCCAUCAUUUCCUUAUGAUGUCUUCAGGUUCUUGUUAUGUCCUUUCUAGUAAGUCUUUGUUGGUGAUGGUGUCUUGGCCACUUCAUGUUCAGGAUCUUUCUAAGGCAAGUGUUUAUGAGGGUCUGUACUUUCUGCACGAUGCUCGGUGUUCUCAAAGUUUUGGUUCCACGGAGUAGAACUGUUUUGACAUUUGUGUUGAAAAUUCUGACUUAAAUUUGUGGAGUCACUCCUUUGAAUCUCAUAAAUGUUUUCAUAGCACAGCUGCUGACUUUGCCUUUCUAUUUCUAGCCCUGAUAUCAGCUUCAGAUCCACCAUUUAUGUCAAUGGUGCUGCCCAAGUAGUUGAAGGCCUUUGUUACAAGCUCACUUGCUAAGAUUUGCCACACAGAAAUGUGCCAUUCUUUUGCUGAUUUCAUUUCUCUCUCCUAAACCAUAAGCACCCCUUGGGAGUUUAUACCUGCGGGGGAAGAUUCAAAGUUGAUGCUAAUAAAAACAAAAAUAAUGAUGUAAUUGUGAAUAGGGGAAUGGGCACUAGGGCUUGUCUCCUGGAAAGUGGGAAAAGAAUAUAGACAACUUGGCAAGUUUCAUCUUAACUGUAUUUAUUUUUGUAAAACUCUUCCCUCCUCUUCCUGUUAAUAUUUUAAGCUGAGAUUAUUUCAGAUUUUUAGUUGUUUUUUUUUACCUUUGAUGGUUACAUGGCUCAUGGUGACUUGGCUCAUGGUGACUUGGCUCAUGGUCACAUGGCUCAUGGCAAAAUGGCUCAUGGUCACAUUGGUCAUUGUCACAUGGCUCAUGCAACUGGACCUUAAUUACAAGACUUUCAAUUCCCCUUGUGGUACAUAAACCAUCUGACCCUCGUGGUUAAAAGUGUUGUUUAGUUUGACCAGACGUGUCAACGUAUGUAUGUUUCAGUUGCAAGAAGUUGUUGAAGUCCAUGAGAGAGGACUACAGAAACAGGGCAGCUUAUGUGGCCUACUUGGUGAGAUGUCGCCAGGGGCUUCUGGCCACAAGGCACCAACUCCAGCGCCUGUUAAAUAGGAUCAACAGGUGAGGCGGAAGGGGGGGCUGUUCAUGACCUUUGACCUCAAGAAUGAUAUUCCUUUAUUAAUUAUUAAUGGAGAAAAUAGUGGGGUCUUUACAGUAAACGUGUACUUGUCUUAUAAAAGACAAUUAUUUUUUUAGUUACAACACAAGUGUCGGUAUCAUUAUACUCCGUCAUUCAUGGAGGGAAAUAAAAUUAAAGUGUCAUUGUUAUUUUAGGAAUAUAUGUUGUUGGAAGUGAAAGUAACAUACAAAUAUUCUGCCAUUUGCUGUAAAGAUAUAAUUUGUUUGAAAUUGUGUCUUGUGAGGUUGAAAAGUGUUAUUCUCUCAGAAUUUGUUUGAAAUUGUAUCUUGUGAGAUUGAAAAGUGUUAUUCUCUCAUAACUUGAAAUGGUUUCUAGCAUUACAUAUUUUAAACAAUUGUUAUUGACUGAUCAGAGAGAAAGAGAUCUGCAGCAAACACCUGAGCAACAUCUGUGCCAGGAAUUUCUUGGAGAAAAGAGAGAAGCACAUGUGGAAGUUUAUUACAGAAUUUCAGAAGCUGUCCAUGUCUGAUGAGAAGGUAGGAACAUUUUAUUGCAACUUUGGUCAAAAACAAAUAAAUUUUUGUUUUAAAACUUAGUUAAGACUGUAUCUGCUGACUUUGUGUGUGUGUGUUGUGAGGUGGCGGGGGUUUGCCAGUUAGUCAUUUGUGGUCUGCACGGUGGGAAGGGCCAGUAAACAGCAGCAAUCAAUUUCCUUUCUGGUUAAACCCGAUAGGUUUUCCGCUUUCAAAUCUUGAAUUAAUCAAACUCUUGUGAUUGAAUUUGGAGUGUCGAAAAUGUCUGGCAACUCAUGCAUCUGCAAUACUUUGGCUGUUGAUAUUGCCAGAAGAGGAGGCAUUCAACGAGGGGGACCAUCAUCACACCACUGUUGCAUGCUCCGGCCAAACCCCUCCUGGCCGUUGCAAAGUAUUGACUUAAAACAUUCAUUGCAACUUCGCCCCAAAAAAUAAUUUAUAAUUGCCCAGUGGUAUGAGCCAUGUGACCCUCAUUAACUUAAAAUAAUGUAUAAUUGCCCAGUGGUAUGAGCCGUGUGACCCUCAUUAACUUAAAAUAAUGUAUAAUUGCCCAGUGGUAUGAGCCGUGUGACCCUCAUUAACUUAAAAUAAUGUAUAAUUGCCCAGUGGUAUGAGCCGUGUGACCCUCAUUAACUUUUGCCUACACAUUUGAAUUUGUAUUUUUUCUAAUCAUAGUUGAAGCUUGACCUAUAUUAUUUUAAAUAGAAAAAAAUAAACGUUUCCCAACUAUAGUGUUUGUUUGCGCACCCCCCCCCCCCUUCCCAAUGACACUAUUUAGCAUGAGUUCUUCCCCCCAAAUAUCAAGUCAUAUAAUAAAAUUGACUGUAGAUUCUAGGUCGACAACCUGUUUGUAUUAGUGUGCCAAAGUAAGAUUUCUAAUUCAUCCACCUUGCCAAUAACUAAUAUGUCUAUUAUUUAAGAUGAAUUUUUUUUAUUAAUUUAUAAUUAUUUUGUUGGUCUUCCACAUGCCAGUGAAAAUCACUGUGCCAGCUAAGUCUCGCACACAUGCCAUAGGUUGCCAACCCCUGCGACCCCUGCUGUAAAAGGAAACACAAUGACAAUUAUGAUUGAGACUUUUAAAAAAAGAUUAUUCUGGACCAGUUUACUAAAUAUUUUAUGAAUUUUACUUUCCAACAAGUUUUAUUCACUCUCCUCUUUUGAGAAGGCCGCUCCCUAUAAAUUGAUUCAGAUAUUGAUCAGAGUGCCUUCUAUAACUCUGAUUCAGAUAUUGAUCAGAGUGCCUUCUAUAACUCUGAUUCAGAUAUUGAUCAGAGUGCCUUCUAUAACUCUGAUUCAGAUAUUGAUCAGAGUGCCUUCUAUAACUCUGAUUCAGAUAUUGAUCCUAGUCUGAUGCAGAGCCAGACAAAACUAUAAGAAACUAUAAGAAAAAAAAAUUAUUGCUCUUUUUUUUUCCACAUGACAAAAAAAUAUUUCCUUUGAAUUGCUCAACAUCUGUUACAGAUUGAUCAUGUGGAGAAGUUCCUGCUGUUCUUGUAUCAAGAAAUGUCAACAGAUCCUCUGUGGAAAGGUACUGAUACCUCUAACUGUUGUAAAAGCUAAUUUAUUGUGGAAAUGUCUAAAAAUGUCUAAUGUUAGCCUUCCCGUUCAGUUUCUUCUUUUCAGACAAUAAUUUUUUUAUUCUGCCGAGAUUUUGUUUUCUCCACGGUACAAGCAGUGUUUUGUUUAAUGAUCAUUUUCUGUCAUACAUUUUUUUUUUUUUUAAACUUACUAAAUCUUCAAACGACUAUCUAAUGCAGGGGUCUCAAACUCAAAUUACCCGAGGGCGGCGCAUGAGGUAGAGUCUGAGUGAGACUGGGCCGCAACAAGUAUUCCACAAAAAGCGAUUACAAAUUCAAUAAAGUUCAAUUGUUACAAUCGGCUCAACAUUUAUUUAUAACAAAUAAAAACAUUAAGGGCGUCAUAUUGCAUGUCAUUAUUAUUGACAUUAUAUUCUUAGUAAGAAAAGAAAAUUCCCGGUAAUCUAAAGUAAAACUAUUCAGCUAAUAAAUGCUAUGAAAAUAAUGAGUUUCAGAGACGAAAAUGCAUAAAAUGAAAAUAGGGCAAUUCCCACUCGCAAUUUUAAAACUAAAAGAUGUUCAAAGAGAAGGCAGGAGCAGGCAAUAUUGAUGAAUUAUUGAUGAGAAGGAAGGUGCUGUUUUAAGGAGAAUGAAUUUAGACUUUUUAUCCUAGAAAAGGCCUUUUUGACAAACCCUAUUUUGAAAGUGACCAAGCUGACGUACUCGGAAUGACCCUCACUCAUCAUGCUUGCACAAUAGUGGCAAUUUUAAGAGGGAUUCUUUGACACUGUGUCAGAUUGCUACAAUUUACACACUUAUUGUUGUGCAUUACCCACUAACUGGCUUUUUAAACUCGUGAUAUAUUUUGUUUAUAUAAUAUUCUAAGUGUGUUUUCUCAAACCACACUUUGGCCAUGUUUGGCCAAACUUUUAGUCCGACUUUAAAACGGUUUGUACCAUUAUGAUCUAUGCCCAAACCUAUACAAACAUAAUAAAAAUCAGAAGUAAGCUAGUCGAUGAGAUUCAACUGAAACCGUCAUGGAGGGUCACAUUAUAGCUAUGAUAAUGGGGGAAACGCGCAGGUCGCAUGAACACUAAACUUUGCUGUCAAGUAGUGGGCCGCAAAAUAUCGUCUUGCGGGCUGUGAGUUUGAGGCCCCUGAUAUAACUGGAUGUAGAACAUAAAUGGAUAAAAUUAUAUAAGCAAUCUAGUGAUACGUCUCUUUAAAGAGCCCAUUUCUCGCCUCCACCAGCUGCCACGGAUAAACAGAUAGAAGAUGGCCGCCAAGCUGUUGAAAGAUUUUUGAUGAGUCGCAUCUACACUCACGCCAUGUUCCCCAACGGGGAUGGUGAUAUUCUUAGGGACCAGUAAGUCAUUUUCCAUCACAUCGCAGCAUCACCAACAUUUAGUCACAGACAUCUGUUGUUAGAGCAGAACAUUUAACAUGCCAGUGAAAAGAGCAAGCAACCCUAUUGUGAUUGUAAAAUGUCUUGUUAAUGAAACAGCAGAGUGCUCUCCCUUAGAUCUGCAACUGGGAGAAAUUCUGAUUAUGGAUUAUUGUAAAUUUCAAUUUCUAAAAUUUGUUUUUCUUAAAUAUUUCAUUCACAUUUUAAUCUGUAAUUAAACUCUGAUAAUCCCUUUCUCACUGUCACAGGGAGUAGCUAGAGUUUGUUUUAGUCCUUGAAAUUGCCACCACAAAAACCACAAAACGUGAAGAGAACACAUCAAAACUAAGCCAUGCAAAGUAUGUGGAGUGCACAGACACCCUCCCCCUGAAAAAAAACCUCACUAAAAAAACAAAAAAAAACUAUUCUAAAAAAAAACUGUCUCAUUGGAAACAGAAACUUUUAUGGUUUUAAUCCUUCUUGACCCAAUGUAGAUUUCAUCUGAUGCUAACAUUUCCUGCCUUAACUUCAGGCUUCUCCAAGAACACUUGAAGAAAUUGAGCAAGGUGAUAACCCCGUCACACAAAGACCUGCGCAUCCCCAGGAUGUAUCACCUUGAAUGUCCGUGGCCGGCGGCACAGAAAGAAAUCUAUAUGAUCAACGCCUAUAGAGUGAGUGCGACCUGUUUCAUUGGAUCAUCUUUACUUUGCUGAAGUAUUAUGUCCAACACAGUAACAUUUAUUUUUUAAAGUAAAAUGGACAGUGAGAACAGUUUUUGAACCACCGUUUUUAUGAUUUAUAGUGUUAAAGAUCCUCAUGAGCUUGUAUAUCAAAUACACAGCACAGUAACCUAAAGGGGGUUGAGGACCACUGGUAUAAGUAAUAAUUAUUUAUAACUAAGGUUAUAUUUCAAAUACACAGCACCUAGGAGAGUUAAUAUUUUACUUAGCCAUCAAGACAUUUAAAACCAUUAGACAUGUGUUGAGAAUGGACUAUACAACAACACACUAAUAAUUUUAAAUUGUUGCAAGAAAAGUGAUAGAUCAGCCAACUGGGGCUCACAUAUCCAUUAUAACUGUGAUAGGCCAGCCCACUAGAGCUCACACAUCCAUGUCAACCUUGAUCGGCCAGCCCACUAGAGCUCACACAUCCAUCUCAACUCUGAUGGGCCAGCCCACUAGAGCUCACACAUCCAUCCCAACUAUGAUGGGCCAGCCCACUAGAGCUCACACAUCCAUCUUUACUCUGAUGGGCCAGCCCACUAGAGCUCACACAUCCAUCUCAACUCUGAUGGGCCAGCCCACUAGAGCUCACACAUCCAUACCAGCCCACUUGAGCUCACACAGCCAUCCCAACUAUGAUGGGCCAGCCCACUAGAGCUCACACAUCCAUCUUAACUCUGAUGGGCCAGCCCACUAGAGCUCACACAUCCAUCUCAACUCUGAUGGGCCAGCCCACUAGAGCUCACACAUCCAUCUCAACUCUGAUGGGCCAGCCCACUAGAGCUCACACAUCCAUCGCAACUCUGCUUUCAUUCACCAGGCAUCCCCUGUGGUCCUGAAUCAAAUGUGGACAUAAUAAACAGCUGCUCAUUUGUAUGAUCUGAAUUUUGACCCUCUCUUUUAACUUGUUUCUAUUUCUUGUCCCAUUUUGAUCAGCGAUGUCUGCUGAUGAAGGCUCAUAGUCGAAACAUUCUUGUCUCAUCGUCCUGUCCCUUAAUUCAAGCUUCCACACACCUUGUUUAACUAUAUCCUUAACACGGCUUGAACACAGACCUUCAUUUAUUAUCCUUUAUGCCCCCAAGACUCCUAAAGACAAGAUCCAGUGUGUCCUGAGGUGUUCUCAGACCAUUAUGAACCUUUUGAGUAUGGCCAAUGAGAAAUCUGUGCCAGCAGCCGAUGACUUCAUGCCAGUGUUGAUUUAUGUCAUCAUCAAAGCCAAUCCAUUUGGACUCCUCUCUACCAUACAGGUAAUGUUAAAGUCAAUCUACUUGGUCUUCUCUCUACCAUACAGGUAAUGUUAAAGUCAAUGUACUUGCUCUUCUCUCUACCAUACAGGUAAUGUUAAAGUCAAUCUACUUGGUCUUCUCUCUACCAUACAGGUAAUGGACAGCUUCGUGGUUCUUUGAAUGCUAUGGAUUUUUUUUUUUUUUUUUUCAAUUUAACUUAAAGCUUUCAAAUAACCUUCUCAUUUUAUUGGAGAAGGAAUUAUGUUACUUAAAUUGAUGAGAUUUAAAAGAAGUGCAAAAUCAGACAUAAAAAUGAUACCCAUAGACCAUGUUUAUUUAAAAAAUUGUAUUGAAUUUUUUUUUUUUUUCAAUCUUAAGUUACCCAUUCUAAUUUAAUAUUCUGAGUUUGCUUAAUGUAAUUUGUUUUAAAAUGGAACGGUCUCAUGAAUUACAAACAAGGAAGGAAAGAAAUAUAGCAGAGAGCGCAUACCAGCUGUGUGCAAGAAAAGUUAAGACGGGGAUCCUUGACAGCUUUAAAUAACAACUGGUGACAGAGAAAUGAAUAUUUCAGCUGAUUGCCUUUCUCUGCAAACAAUAACUUUUUUAAAUUAAAAAAAAUAAUUUUUUUUAAAAAGGGACAUCAGGCAAUAAAAGCUUUUAAUUUUAAUUUAGAAAGAGCUUGACAAGAUGUUUGUUUAUGUACAACAUGAGAAAAGUAUACAACGUGUAAGAGAAGUAUACAACACAUAAGAGAAGUGAUAACACAUAAGAAAUAUACACUGCAUGGGAGAAUUAUACAAUCCACAAAAGAAGUAUACAAUACAAUAGAGCAGUAUACAAUAUAUGAGUAUAAGAGAAGUAUGCCAUACAGUAAGAAGUAUAAAAUACAGUAAGAAGUAUACAAUACGGUAAGAAGUAAACAAUACAGUAAGGGAAGUAUGCAAUACAUAAGAGCAUUAUAUAAUACAGUAUGAAUUGUGUUGAUGAGGUUAACUGGAGAUGCAAAAAUUUUAAUAAUUAAAUAUAGCUAAAUAUAUAUUUUUUAAUGCUCUACCUACCCCACAGUAUGUGAACAGCUUCUAUGAAAACAGACUCCAGGGAGAGGAACAGUAUUGGUGGUUGCAGAUGACCUCUGCUGUAGAGUUUAUCAAAACUAUGGAGUACUCAACAUAAUCCUGUGCUUCUGGUACUGUUUGAGAUUUGCUCCAGCCGUGCAAGCAGCUCUAUGACAUAGGGUGAUUGAAAAUGGAUCAGUACCUGUAGAGCAACUGAACUGUGCAGUAGUUUCAGCACAAGUACUGGCUUCCGCUUUUUGCCAUGAAGGCUAUUCACGGCGUUUGGUUCCAUGUGCAUUCUCAAAGACUUUUGGAGGUUCUGCCCGAGGAUGGAUGGCCAUUACAGGGACAUCCACAUCAGUUGUCCAGAUAAGAUUUGUUUACUCACAGUUCACGUUUCAUUGACCGCUCACUAGGCCUCCUCUCACCCACUGGAUCAAAGGAACAUUGACACGCCAGCUUUUGUCUGGGAUGUCGUGCGGCUUGGCCAGCUGCCCUGUAGAUAUCAACCCUCUGUGUACUUAUUAGCAUCACAUAGGAUUGUUUUUUUUUAUUGAAAUUAUAUAUUUUUUCAUACUUAGAGUUCAUUAGCAUAAUGUUACCAUUAUUACCUUAAAAAACAAAGCUAACACAGUUUUGAAUAAUUAAUAUGUCAUUUAAGUUUUAUGCCAGUCCCUUAGAUUAUUGGCUCAGCAAGCAGUAUAUUUUGUAAUGCCCAAGUGUGUCUUCUUUGGUGAAACAUCCUUGUUCUUCAUGGGUCAAGCCUGUCCAUGUUGAUAAAGGCACCACAGGUCACGAAGGACGGACCCAGCCUUCACACCACAGGCCAGGGAAGAAAGCCCCAGCCUACACACCACAGGUCAGGGAGGACAGACCCAGACUUCACACAAUAGGUCAGGAAGGACAGACCCAGCCUUCACGCCACAGGCCAGGAAGGACAGACCCAGCCUUCACGCCACUGGCCAGGAAGGACAGACCCAGCCUUCACACCUUAGGCCAGGAAGGACAGACCCAGACUUCACACAAUAGGUCAGGAAGGACAGACCCAGCCUUCACGCCACAGGCCAGGAAGGACAGACCCAGCCUUCAUACAAUAGGUCAGGAAGGACAGACCCAGCCUUUACACCACAGGUCAGGAAGGAAGGACUAACUCAGCCUUCCUCUGGUAUGGGAUAUAAGAUGGUGAUUAAAUUCCCUCAUUUAGAAUUUGAAGUUUUCAGGGGCCAUAAUUAAAUGUUACGCACUAAAUUACUGACUUUUCAAAAUUUGUCAGUAAAUCUAUUUUUUUUAAAAAUCACAUAAUUCCUGAUGUCGUCUUAAAUUUUUGAUUAUACAGUGUUGUUUAUGGUUUACAUAAAUGUUGUAUUAAGUUUUGGUUUAAGGAGAUCAGACAUUUGUCCCGAAAGCAGUGUACAAAUGGAGAGAAAAAAUUAUCUUAUUCAAAUUUAAUAACAAAUACAUAUUCAUAUUUCUAUACAGUGUCCCAUACAGCAUUAAUUUUAUGUUUUUCUAUUCAAUAUCAGAUUUCUGAAUUUUAUUUGAUUUCUAUUUUAAAGCAGCAGUUGUUCAGUAUUGAAAGUGGAGUAUUUUACCUUUGUUGUUGAUAUUUUUUCAACGGAGCAAGUUUAUCUCUAAUAGAGUAAUUCCAAAUUAAAUUAUUUAAAUUUAUAUCUGCUAGUGUAAUUCAAAAGUGAAUUUAUCCGUGUUUGAGGAAUUCCACAGUAAUUUCGUCUCCAUUAUAGGGUGUACAUUGUUAUCUUAGUUUCUACCGUCUCUAAUAAUUAUGCCGUUAACAUGAAAUCAGCAGUCAUGUUUUUGUUUUUUUAAAAGGAAACAAAAUUGCUGUUCAUCUUGUUUACAUCAAGUUUUCAUUUUCAAACAGACGAAUCCAUUGAUGUCUUAUAAUUGUAUCCAGACCUCCAUACAUAUUUGAAAGACCACAUACAUUGAUUCCAUUGAUUGAUGCAUUGUUUUUAUUUUUGAGUUUGUUUUUUAAAAGAUGUAACAACUGUGAUCUUGAUCUUUACACACACACAGAAAAAGAUCUUUGUCUAUUGACUUGCCAAAAUUGUUCUUGAGGAUUAGUUCCCCCCAUCUUUGCGACUUAACGCUGUGCUGGAUAUUUUUCAUCAGCCCACACAAGAUUUGCUUACUAAGCAUUUUCAGCUUUCACUAUUUAUGUCAUGCACAUUUGUUUCUCGAACUCCAUUCCAUUUUUUGAAUAUUUUUUUCUAUUUUUUCUUUGUGUCAUUGGAACGGAAAAUAUUUCCCGUAAAGAUAAGUAAUCCUUGUUAUUAAUUGGCAUGUGUGUCUACGAUUAUGUGACACAUGUGUCUAUGAUUAUUUAACAUAUGUGAAUGAUUGUUCGGCAUAUGGGUCUGAUUAUUUGGCGUAUGUGUCUAGGAUUAUUUUGCAUGUGUCUGAUUGUUGGGCAUGUGUCGUUGAUCAUUCGACAUAUGUGAAUGAUUGUUUGGCUUGUGUCUAUGAUUAUUUGACAUGUGUCUGAUUGUUUGGCAUAUGUGUCUAUGAUUGUUUAGCAUGUGUCUGCUUAUUUGGCAUAGGUGUCUAUGAUUAUAUAGCAUGUGUCAGUGAUUAUUCGGCAUUUGUGUCUAUGAUUGUUCGCCCUGCUGUUUGAGGUGGUAGCAGCAGUCAUGUUUUGUUCCGAUUCAAUGAUUUAAAAAGAAAUAAUUUUUUAAUAGAAAACUUGUUACAAUAUUCUUUUUUUUAAAGCGGACUCACUCUGCUGCUGUGCCUGCAUUUGAUUUGAGUCCAGUGGUCUCCAAAUUGUUGGCCACGUGCACUCCUUCAAGAACGUAUCUGUCUCUCAUGGAAGUUCAUAUCUCCUUUAUGAUACUUUCUCCUCAAUUUCAUCAUUGUUUUAAAGCGUUGGGUUCUGUGACAACUUACAUACAAGUAAAGAUAAGAUUUGCGUCAAACUAAAGAAGUUUUUGGUUGACAUAAAAAAUAUAAAAAAUCCUCCUAAAUAUUGUGUAAUUUUUGUCUAAAGUUAAUGCUCCAUAUAAACCUAUAGCAGCUUUAGAAUGUCAAAUAAAUAUGUAUAAAAUUAUGUACUGGUUAGCAAAAACAAGUAUUUUUUAUUGCUUUGAAUUAUCAAAAGUCAUUUAACAUUAAUUUACUAAUUAUGAUUUGUUUCAUAUCUUUUAUUUUAUAAUGUAAAUUGUUUUGUAAAAAAAAAACAUUUAUUUAUUCUCUGCUUGUAAAAUCCUUCUCUGUGAUGUGUCCUCGGUGGCGAGGUAGGUGUGAUUUCCUAAAUCGGGUGUAAAAUCUCAUUUGUACCUACAUUUUCCCUCUCUAUUUAUUGUUGAUUGCAAACUCUGGGGCAUUGUCCGACAGUCAUCCUGCUAACUCUAGAACAGUAUCGACUACACAGGCUUAGAAGUUAUCGCUACAAUCGCCUUCAGUUAUCUGUCACUCUCAGUUCUGAGAUAAAAUGUCUGGUAUAAAUCACAAUCUAAUGACAUGGCGUAAAGCAUUGUCAUUUUUUUAUUGUUUUUCUUGGCAACCUUUGAAACGCAACCCAUUUUGGGUCCAAGGGGCUCAAUUUCUGACAUUGUGACAGGAGCUAUGUAACAUGAUUAAAAAAUUCUUCGGUGGGGCGCCACACAUGAAACGUUUGCAAUCCUCCGUUGCUGUAGAGGCCACUACUUUUAACCACGGCUGGCGGUCAUAUGACAACAUAUCUCAUUGUUUUUAGUAUUGACUGCCCUCAUUAAACCAGAGCUUUUUAUCUCUAACCUAUGACCUUAUUAUAAGAGUGGUCCAGGUUCAGAUCUAGACAGCUGUGAUUCAAACAAUAUUUGUUGGAAUAGAUGUAAGGAAAGCCUGUUUGUUCAAUGUAGAGUUAGUUUCAUAAAUUUUUGCACUUAAAAAAUCAUGGUCCUCUGUACAUGAGGUUUCUACUUGUCGUAAAAGUUCAUUUUCAGCUGACAGCUUCAUUCAUAUUUUAUAUUCAUGCGUUUUCAAAUAUUAAAAUGUUCCUAUUUUAUAUUCUGUUGUUUGAUUAGUUAAACCAUUUAUUUCGUCAUUGCAAUACAUUGACC